Hermetia illucens (black soldier fly) is the source of this 1259-nucleotide messenger RNA. Its product is annotated as mitochondrial import inner membrane translocase subunit Tim17-B. Gene Ontology annotation, molecular function: transmembrane protein transporter activity. The record is from RefSeq and is a predicted model, not a curated record. The transcript is spliced from 4 exons. Gene Ontology annotation, biological process: protein import into mitochondrial matrix. NCBI's taxonomy places the organism in Eukaryota, Metazoa, Arthropoda, Insecta, Diptera, Stratiomyidae. Bases 170 to 709 code for a protein of 179 amino acids. Gene Ontology annotation, cellular component: mitochondrial inner membrane; TIM23 mitochondrial import inner membrane translocase complex.
UGGCGCUGCCAUGUAUUGAGUUUUAAUAUUCAAGAUACAGGUGAGCAAACUUGAAAAAAUUGAAAAGAAGAAUCACAUUUCUUUCCCAUUUGUCAAAAACGGUGUUAAAAAUUUGUUUCAUGUAUAAAAUCACUACGUAAAUUUAAGAACACAUAAAUAAGAAGACACCAUGGAAGAGUACGCAAGAGAACCAUGUCCAUACCGUAUCGUGGACGACUGCGGUGGCGCCUUUGCCAUGGGUUGUAUUGGUGGCGGAGUGUUUCAAGCAAUCAAGGGCUUCCGGAAUGCCCCGUCAGGAAUAAGCAGACGAAUGCUCGGCAGUUUAGCCGCUAUAAAGACCCGAUCACCAAUAAUAGCCGGAAAUUUCGCUGUCUGGGGUGGGAUGUUUAGUACCAUUGACUGCACAUUAGUUCACUUACGAAAGAAGGAAGAUCCGUGGAACUCAAUCAUUAGUGGCGCAGCGACAGGCGGAAUCCUAGCAGCUAGAAAUGGUGUUCCAGCUAUGGCGGGAAGUGCCAUUAUUGGCGGUGUUCUACUUGCCCUUAUUGAAGGUGUCGGUAUCUUAUUCACACGAUUAUCAGCUGAACAAUUUCGAAAUCCUGCUCCUCCCACUGAGGAUCCAGCAGCAUUAGGUGACCCAAAUCAAAGCAGUGUCGGCGGCGGAGGAGGCAGUUUUAGUUUUGGCCAGCAACCACGACAAUACCAAUAGUUUUUUCCUUUUACCAGAAAAUUUAGUUAACUACUUUAAUUUUUCAUUAACUCUUAAAAGUGAUUUUCUUGUUUUCUCCCUUCUGUCUCGUCACGAGAGAGAAAAACUGAAAAUUUCAGUGCUACUGUUAUAUAAUAGAGUUGACCGAAAUUGAAUGCGUUUGAUUGAGCUAAUGAAUGGGUUUUGAAUGUGUUCUCAAAUUUACAAUGGCUACAGAACAAGAUCUGUAUAAGUUCCGAUAGAUUUUUAGAUAAUUUCUUUCAAUGUAACGAUAAGCGAACUUUCACGGAAGGGGUGGCGAGGGCUAACAAUAAGAUACGAAUUCAGGGCGAUUGUUCUUCUUGUGUGCCUACGAUAGCUUAUUGCUAGUUUUUGCCACAGUGUAUAAUAUAUAGUGCAAACUGAAUUUAAUCGAAACGAAUUUUAAUUAACAGCCGUUUUUGAUUAAACUAGUCACGAGUGUAGACCAAUGGGAAAAUGUAAAAAGAUUACAAAUUUAUCUUAAAAUACGACACCGCAACUCGAGGAAAUAAAAAUUUUCCAUUUUUCA